AUGGUGCCUCGAGCAAACGGAGGGCGCUUGGCGUCGGUUGAUCGAUCGGUCUCCCUAGCCGUCGAUGGCAGCUGCGUGUAUGCUCAGGAUCGUAGGUCCCGUUCGUCUCUCGCCACACACCAUGCCGCGAUUUUUUUUCCUCCAGCUGUUAUGUCGCCCGUCGCAGCAGCACCAUCCGCAGUCGCAACAUCGGCUUGCCGCUCUCAGCAGAGCUCCGCGCUUGCUUCUUUGGCAUUUUCGACGGUGCUCCUCCAUCAAUUGUUACGUUGCCCAUGA
Molecule: messenger RNA, 276 nt
Organism: Triticum turgidum subsp. durum (durum wheat)
Lineage: Eukaryota; Viridiplantae; Streptophyta; Magnoliopsida; Poales; Poaceae
Source: the annotation of a GenBank genome assembly